AUGCCUGGUCUUACACCCUGCCCGCCUUUCCCUCAGGACAUCCCUACCUGUCCUCUCUUGGCUGCGACGAAAACGGGGUUUUGGCACUUCACGAACCACGGCGUAUGCGAGGAAGCGGAAGGGAUGUUUGCGAUGGGCAAGGGGACGAUCUCUCUUACCCUCGAGGAUAGGCUCCUCUUCGAGCAGGGAGCCCAAUGCGUUUCGUUCGGGUGCGAUACCGGCGUGCAAUUCACCGACGACAAAGGCACGCACGACGUCCCCGAGUUUGUUGACAUCCCCAAGGACGACGCCCUCACCUGGCCGGCCGUUGCACACCGCACGUACCCCUACGCCGUCAACGCGCAGAUGGAGUCCACCAUCACGCCGUUCGUGAAGAACUCGCUCGCAAUCAACAACCACCUCAUCGUCGUCCUCAACGACAAGCUCGGGCUCCCUGCGGGCACGCUCGCGUCUCUGUACAAGGCCGAGGAGUUCAGCGGAUGCAUGGCGCGGUUCCUCAGGGCGCCGCCGUAUCUUGGGCCGGAGGAGAAGACGUUCCUGACGGCGCACACAGACUUUGGGUCCUUGUCGUUGCUGCACAACCGCCUCGGGGGCUUGCAGGUGCUCCCGCCCGGGUCAGACCAAUGGUUCUCCGUCAAUGUCAGCGAUCCUUCUCGAUCUGCCGCGCUCAUGCUCACGCAGUCGUUCGUCGCUCAACCCCUGCCCGGACACGCAAUCUGCAACGUCGGCGACGCCCCCAACAUCUUUUCUGGCGGCAUCCUACGCUCCAACAUCCAUCGUGUCGUCCCGCCUUCACGGGAGCAGGCCCAGUACGAACGCCACUCCGUCGUGUUCUUCACCCGCCCGAACGACACCGCCCCUGGCGUGACGGUGAUGGAGCGGCUGCUGAGGAGGGUCAAGUGGCAGCGGGUGACGAACUACAAGGGUGCGGAGAGCUGGGCGGAUAGGCGAGUUACCGAGGACACGGCAAUUCCGAACCAAGGGAAGAUCUGA
Molecule: messenger RNA, 993 nt
Organism: Epithele typhae
Lineage: Eukaryota; Fungi; Basidiomycota; Agaricomycetes; Polyporales; Epitheliaceae
Product: Clavaminate synthase-like protein
Exons: 8
Coding region: 1-993 (330 amino acids)
Molecular function (GO): dioxygenase activity
Source: RefSeq, a predicted model, not a curated record